Spodoptera frugiperda (fall armyworm) is the source of this 1986-nucleotide messenger RNA. Its product is annotated as ceramide phosphoethanolamine synthase. Bases 184 to 1758 code for a protein of 524 amino acids. Gene Ontology annotation, cellular component: endoplasmic reticulum membrane; Golgi membrane. NCBI's taxonomy places the organism in Eukaryota, Metazoa, Arthropoda, Insecta, Lepidoptera, Noctuidae. The transcript is spliced from 5 exons. Gene Ontology annotation, biological process: ceramide biosynthetic process. The record is from RefSeq and is a predicted model, not a curated record. Gene Ontology annotation, molecular function: ceramide cholinephosphotransferase activity; sphingomyelin synthase activity.
CAAUGUCACGUCAGUUGUCAUUGUCAGUAUUCCGUGAUGGAUUAAAUUUUAAAAUAAAUACAGUUUUGUGAUCGUCUAUUCAGUGUUCUCUUGUUUAUAUAAACAUUUACAGUCGUACAAAUUAUUCAAGAAAUAUAUAAACCACUUAUAAUUGCCCAACUUAAGUAAGAAUAACAGGAAAAAAUGGAAUCAGAUAUUAUCAACUGGAGUAACAAAGAAGUUUUAGAUUUAUUACAUAAAGAAAAAAUAUCAAGUAUAAUUACAGAAAUCUGUAAAUCACAAGAUAUUGAUGGACAGUGUCUGUUAUCUUUUAUGGAUCGAGAUUUUUAUGACUUUCCUUUUGACCAUUUAAAAUUUGGUGAACGCAAGAGAUUCAUAUUACUCGUAAAGAAAUUACAAAAACAAAAUCGUAAUGCGAUGUUCGAACUCGGUCUUUGCGAAGAUUCUCUCAGUAAUCCAUCUACAAACAUCAAUUUCCUUGGAACUAACUUAUCCCAUUUGAGUUACAACCUUCACAACAAACUACCAAGUGAGAUAUAUGUGAGAAAUAACUCAGAGUGUGUGUCAAGUUUUACACCAGAUGUGAAAGCUUCAAGAUUGAAACCAGAAAUAUGGAAGACAGCAAUAGCUUUAGGUUAUGUCUUCCUGGUGACAUGGGUGACUGCGGUGGUGAUGGUGAUAGUUCAUGACAAGGUGCCAGAUAUGAAGAAGUAUCCUCCACUGCCAGACCUGUUCCUGGACAAUGUGCCACACAUCCCAUGGGCCUUUGACAUGUGUGAGAUCACUGGCUCCUUCCUCAUGGCCAUAUGGCUUGUUGUCCUAUUCUUCCAUAAACAUAGAUUUAUAAUACUGCGAAGAUUCUUCGCGCUGGCAGGCACCGUGUUCCUGCUGCGGUGCUUCACGAUGCUGAUCACUUCACUGUCGGUGCCGGGCUCCCAUCUGAAGUGCGAGCCGCGCUCCUACCCGCCGGCAGACGACCUCACCGUGUGGGGCCGUCGCCUGCGCCAAGCCUACGACAUCUGGAGCGGAGCCGGCAUGUCCGUGCGAGGAGUGCGCACCUGCGGGGACUACAUGUUCUCCGGACACACCGUUGCGCUGACACUCCUCAACUUCUUUAUUACAGAAUAUACAUCCCGUAACCUGUACCUGCUGCACAUCCUGACGUGGGUGAUGAACAUGUUCGGCAUCUUCUUCAUCCUGGCGGCGCACGAGCACUACUCCAUCGACGUGUUCAUCGCGUUCUACAUCACGUCGCGACUCUUCCUCUACUACCACACGCUUUCCAACAACCAGGCGCUCAUGCAGAACGACUCCUCGAGUAUGUAUUCCAGGACCAGAAUCUGGUUCCCUCUGUUGUCGUUCUUUGAGUCGGAGGUGGACGGGAUCGUACCGAACGAGUACGAGGGGCCCGUCACCAUCAUGAGCAACCUGCGGCAGUGGUGCGUGCAGCUCAUCACGGACGUGAAGGAGUCGUCCGUCGCCAAGAUCGCCGGCACCAAGCUGCAGGAGGGCGCCGCCAUGGGAGAGUACUCCGUCGUCAAGCUCGUCGACGGCAUCAAGCGCAACCUCAGUAUGGUCGAAGAGUACAAGACCUCACGCCAAAGACUAGUUACCCUAGACAAAAAUAUCCAAGCCUGUCUCCUAGACGAUCGCCCCGACGUAGAACUACGUCAUAGAAAUAUAGCCGACUUCCCCGGAGACGCUCUCCUCAAGGAUUUCAGUAAUCCUCCCUCUCCCGUAAUGAAAAAAAGUAUAUGAACGAACUAUAAGUUCUUGUUAUAGAGGCUGUUUAUAGUUAUACAUUCAUUGUAGCUUUAAUGACGCAAUGAAACAAUUAGAUACCUGAAUGUUUACAUUUCCAUUAUAGAUUUUAUAUCAUGUUAUUCCAUAUUUAUUUUACUAUGAUAAGUUAAACGUAGUAUAAAUUAUUAAGAAAAUUUAUUUGCUCAAAGUACUAAUCUUGAAUAAAUAACAUUUUCGCUUGUA